AUGGAUCACAACUUUCAAUUCAAUGCGAUGUACACCAAUUUCCCUCAUCCGCAAGAGCAGCAGCCGCCAUCUCAGUCUGUUCUACAAUCUCAACACCAGUUUCAGAAUCAGAAUCGACAUUUCCCUUCCCAUGUACAGACUCAACCGCAUCACACUCCACAGUUUCGACCACAGCCGCGUCCUCCGCCUCAGCCGUACAAUCUGCCUCAAUCAUAUCCUCCUCAACCAAUUCCCCAGAAUUACCCUCAGUACUACUACAACCACGACCAGCCGUACCAGUCGCCGAUCCUUCAAUAUCAGCAGCCUCCAUUCUACCAGGCUCCUACCCCGUCCGCGCCUCCAUCGCAACCCCGUGUCGAGGUUGUUGUGCCAACUCAGCGAUCGCCGCCGCCCCAGGCGAUGCCAUCACCUCAGCAGUUUCAACAGCAAAGACAUCAGUUCUAUCCGCAACCUCCAACGCAGAAUCAAAUACGCAGUCCCGUUCGAUCUUUUCAGCAGACUCCUAAACAACAACAGCAGCAGCAGCAGCAGCAGCAGCAACAACAAAGCCCCCAACAGCAACCUCUUCGACAUCAGCAGGAAUCUCAACAACAGCCUCAAACAUACCCUCCACAACACCCUCGCUCGGCUUCGCAAACACAGUCAAACACAGUUGUUCAAAUUCCAGCCUCAAACGUUAGGCAUGAGCAAGCUCUGCCACUGCAGAAGCCACCGGCAACUCGAGUAACAGAGCCUGAGCUGUUAAUUAAGCAAGAAUUAGCACCACCUACAAUGAAAACCGACUUACCUUACAAUAGGCCAAACCCGCCAACCACGAUAGAUCCGCAAAUGCUUCAGAAGCCUGCCCAGCCAAAGCCGCCUAAAGUACUCCAAGCUGUCGAGACUAAUACAAAGCCUAAGCAGGUUUCCGGCAGACCGGCAGACCAUGAACGAAAACCUCCCAAACCCGACGAACCUGAACCCGACUAUCCAUCCUUAUUGUGUGUUCUCGCGGAUGACUACGUUGAUGCCGCGCGCAAGCUACCGACCCCAGAUGAUGAGUACUACACAUUCAUAGCAACCGCCAUUGGCUGUCUCGAAUCUGUUCUCAACAACUUCAAACUCCCACCUUUGAAAGAAGCACAAGUUUCAAUUCGAUAUGCGCAAAUUCUCUACGAAGAAACCGAAAACUAUGAUGAAGCUGAGACCACUUUGACUAAAGCUAUCGAAAUCUGCGAAAGACACAAAUUCGUCGACUUGAAAUAUGAAACACAGUUGCUCCUAUGCAAAGUCCUCUAUGAGUCCAGACCGAAGGCUGCGUUACGAGAGAUGCAGAGAAUGAUUGAUGAUAUCGAGGCAUAUCGCCACACAGUGUGGCUCUACAUUUUCCGUUUCCAGCAUGCAAUGUUUUCAUUGGCAUCGGCCGCGCCAGGAGAAGUCCACAACGCCACCGUCCAGCUUGAAAAAAUCACCAACCUCGCAAAGCAAAACUCGGAUAGUGCCGUUCUUGCCUUUGCUGCCGUAUUGGAAGCACUCCUGCAUCUUUCCAGCUCCAGCCACGAAGCUGUUACUGCCACUCAGACAGCUCUAGCAAAGGCUAGAGCGCUGCAGUUAAAUCCGGACGUUGAGCGAAACCCGCAGCUUACUAUUCUCAUGGAAUUUCUGGACCUUGCUUGCAGUGUUCAGGAAUCCAACAUUACACAGAUCGAAAGCAAGCGUAAAAUCAUGCAAAAUGUACUGUAUGAAUCCAUUGGCGACCCCAACUGGCGUGAUGACGGCUUCAUCUACAUUCCCGUCUCCAAGCGAGCGAUGGCAGGUGUUCAAAUUCAAGGCACUGGGCAUGUUAUUGAACGAGGUGGCAAGUUCUUUUUGACCUUCUCAUGGCUGAGCAAACUACAAGUCGAAGUAUUGGGUUACCUCUUCAGCGCUGACAGUACAGCGUACAAGAGUGGAACGGAUGGAGGUAAAGCCGACAAAUUCGCCAUAGAAGGCCUCUCAGUGGUUCAAAAAUGGGGGCGGCCAAAGCUCUCUGCAGGAUAUCAGCAGUCCCAGAGGGCAUAUCUCUUCCAGGAGUUGGUGGAAGCCCAGUAUUUGUUGCUUAUCUGCUUCAUGCGUUGUGCCAGAGGUCUCUGGCAAGAGGCGGAUGGCAUGCUGGUCAGGAUUGAGGCCAUCGCGACAGAAGUUGGAAACAACUUCCCAUUGAAUAUGAAGUCGGCCCUUGUCUAUUUGCGAGGGGCUGUCUUACAGGGGACAGGAAACACCACACAAGCACUCGACAUUUACCAGUCUCCAACCUUGAACUUCGAACAGAAACAUACCGCACCACCGACAAAGCGAGAUAUCGACGAUGAGAUUUCCACCUCGUACCACGCCGACUCUGACGUUACUCGCAAUUUCUGCAUCCUGGCAGCUAUGAACAGUGCCUUUAUUCUUCGCGAUCCGAAUCAUCCACAGCAUAAUCGACUGUCUUAUCUGGUUAAUAGCCUAAAUUCUGCAGUACAACAAUGUGGAAACAAGUACAUCCAAGCGCAUUAUUCGCUCUUGGUCUCGUUUCUCGCAAACACAACUCUCACCGCGAAGCAAUAUCUCAAAGGUGCUAUGGAAGCUGCAAAGGCCAUUGGGAGUACGCAGACCACCGCGCUUGCCCUCAUCUACAUGCAGGAGAAGCUGUUCAAGAGCACUGUGGAUGAGCAGGCCCUCAAGUGUGCUAGAGCAGCCAGCCACCAGGUCCGGAGAUGGGGUGACCCUCUGUGGAUGCAUGUCGUGGCUGGUCUCGAGGCCGAGGCACUGGAGGUCAAUGGGUACAUGGCUGACGCCCAGCAGCGAAGAGCCGAUGCUGAUGCAGGUUGGGAUAAGUUGCCGAAGAGAAUCAAAGGCUGA
Molecule: messenger RNA, 2859 nt
Organism: Exophiala spinifera
Lineage: Eukaryota; Fungi; Ascomycota; Eurotiomycetes; Chaetothyriales; Herpotrichiellaceae
Exons: 1
Coding region: 1-2859 (952 amino acids)
Biological process (GO): mitotic sister chromatid cohesion; maintenance of mitotic sister chromatid cohesion
Cellular component (GO): SMC loading complex; chromatin
Molecular function (GO): double-stranded DNA binding
Source: RefSeq, a predicted model, not a curated record